CAUGUAAUGACAAAUGUCAGUGCACACAUAAUGUUAGGCAUACGGAGUGUCAGGAUCUCAUCCUGCUGAUGCCACACGUUUUAUUGCCUGUAUUCAAUUUUUGUCUUCCUAAAAGCUCCGUUUUUUAGUUCGGCAGCUUAUAAAAACUUUGUUAUGGUUCUUUACCCUGUUGUUAGUGCAUUCAACCACACCGCAGCUUUUAGGCAUUUUUCUGUUGUUUGUUAGAUGGAAUUGACAAGGAGGCACCUUCACACAUUACAAAGUCAAGGUAGAGCGAUGAAUUGUUUUCUCCAUGUGUGGGCAGGACUUAAAUGCGCUCUGUCUCUAUGGAUUGAAAAUGUUUUUUUUAUGCUUACAUACAAUAGACUCAAUGGAUCGACUGCCAGAACAGUUAAAGCUUGUCAGAGCUUCAUCAUCAGAAAGAGCGCUAGAAAGAAGAGCUUACCUCUGUCUACAUAACAGAACACAGUGCUGACGUGGAGUACGGUUCUCUACAUUAAACACUGUGUUUAAGACAAUAUAAGUUUGAGAUUAUUUUUACAAUGGACUUUUUCAACUCCGCUCUUGGAAAAAACAUCACUUUUGUGCGUCCCGCAUACUUCAUAAUAAGUGGAUUUAUUGGCAUACCAUAUAUUAAGUAUAUAUAUGUCUUUCUCUUUUUUGUUUAUCUUGUUUCAGUGCUGGGAAACACAGUUGUAAUGGCCGUAAUAUACUUGGAUCAUAAUCUGAGAACUCCAAAAUAUGUUGCUGUUUUUAAUUUAGCUUUUGUGGACCUUUGUGGUAGUUCUGCUCUGGUGCCAAAGCUUCUUGACAUCUUUCUGUUGAACCAUCCCUACAUCCCCUACAACGACUGCUUGGCAUUCCUAUUUUUCUGCUACACCUGCCUUUCUAUGCAGUCAUUUAAUCUGGUUACACUUUCCUAUGACAGACUGAUAGCUAUCAUCUUCCCACUGCACUAUCAAGUGAAGGUGACCCACAGGUUUAUGCUGUCGUUGAUUGCCUCAUUCUGGGUCUUUGUUAUUAUUGUUGUACUUAUUGCAGUUGGCCUUCUUACAAGACUUUCCUUCUGUAAGUCUGUGGUUAUUAACAGCUAUUUCUGUGACCAUGGCCAGAUAUACAAGCUGGCCUGCAAUGACACAACUCCCAACUCUGUCAUUACUGUGUUGUUGCCGCUUCUUAUUCUUUGGCUGCCACUGACAUUUAUCUUGUUUAGUUAUUCAUAUAUUGGCUAUGCAUUGUCUAAAGUAGCCACAGUUCAGGAAAGAGUAAAGGCCUUUAAAACCUGCACAGCUCAUCUUUCAUUAGUGACAAUUUAUUUUCUCCCAAUAAUAAUCACAUUUACUAUGAGUUCAAAAAUAGAUCCAAAUGCCAGGAUCAUAAACCUGGCUCUGACCUCCGUCUUUCCUCCCAUGCUGAACCCAAUCAUUUAUGUUCUGCAGACGCGAGAAAUCAAAGAAUCUGUAAAAAAAAUAUUAAAAAUCAGAAAGAAAUCCCAAAUUACGGUGAAGAAAUGAAUCCUAAAGUGACCAUUUGUGUAUCUAUUUUAGGCUUUGUGUUUAGGACAUUAUGUACAUUAAAGUAAAACUUGUUGAUAAAAUUCAAAUAAGCAA
Sander lucioperca (pikeperch) is the source of this 1610-nucleotide messenger RNA. RefSeq names its product olfactory receptor 1-like. The transcript has a single exon. The record is from RefSeq and is a predicted model, not a curated record. Lineage: Eukaryota; Metazoa; Chordata; Actinopteri; Perciformes; Percidae. Gene Ontology annotation, molecular function: olfactory receptor activity; G protein-coupled receptor activity. Bases 543 to 1514 code for a protein of 323 amino acids. Gene Ontology annotation, cellular component: membrane. Gene Ontology annotation, biological process: G protein-coupled receptor signaling pathway.